CAAAAAAUUUAUUUUGUGGUUGUUCUUUGUGUGGAUCUUUUGCAGGAUACAACUUAUUUCUUGUUGCUGCUCAUGAGCUGGGCCACUCACUAGGUCUCAGUCAUUCCAACGUUUUUGGUGCCUUGAUGUAUCCUGUAUAUAUGGCCACAGAUACGAGGAACUACCAACUUCAUCAGGAUGACAUUGAUGGCAUUCAAGCCCUCUAUGGACCCCCCAAAGAAUCUCCUGCACUUCCUACAGAAGCUUUACCCCCACAAGAACCAACUGAAAUGGUACCUGCAGAUGCACCAACUCCAAUGUCUCCCAGGGAAGAACCAACAGAAAUGACACCAUCCAAGCCACCCCAAAGACCAGACGACUGUGACCCUCAUCUGACUUUUGACGCUGUCACGACUCUCCGUGGAGAAACACUGUUCUUCAAGGAUGGCUUUGUCUGGCGCAAAAGUCCAUAUUUCUCAGAAAUUGAACAUGACACCAUCUUCUCCUUCUGGCCAUCACUGAUAGCUGGCUUUGAUGCUGCGUAUGAGGUUGACAAGAAGGACCGAGUGCUAUUUUUCAAAGAUGGCCAGUACUGGGCUGUCAGUGGCUACAGAAUAGAGCCAGGGUUCCCCAAGCCCAUCCAGAACCUGGGCUUCCCCAGCAGCAUCGGGAAAAUCGAUGCAGCCGUUCAUGACCAAAGUACCAAGAGAACCUAUUUCUUUGUUGGCAACAAGUACUGGAGUUUCAAUGAAAAUAAUCAAUCAAUGGAAAGAGGCUAUCCAAGAAAAAUAGCUGCUGACUUCCAAGGGAUCGGCCAUCCAAUUGAUGCUGCCCUUCAGAAAAAUGGAUAUUUCUACUUUUUCCAUGGAUCAAACCAGUAUGAGGUUGACAUCAAGAGGAAGAAACUCAUCCGUAUAAUGAAAAGCAACAGCUGGUUUAAUUGCUAG
Molecule: messenger RNA, 926 nt
Organism: Melozone crissalis (California towhee)
Lineage: Eukaryota; Metazoa; Chordata; Aves; Passeriformes; Passerellidae
Product: stromelysin-1-like
Exons: 6
Biological process (GO): collagen catabolic process; proteolysis; extracellular matrix organization
Cellular component (GO): extracellular matrix
Molecular function (GO): metalloendopeptidase activity; zinc ion binding
Source: RefSeq, a predicted model, not a curated record